This is a messenger RNA of Homalodisca vitripennis (glassy-winged sharpshooter), 819 nucleotides long. Its product is annotated as protein FAM133-like. Lineage: Eukaryota; Metazoa; Arthropoda; Insecta; Hemiptera; Cicadellidae. The record is from RefSeq and is a predicted model, not a curated record. The transcript is spliced from 2 exons. The coding region runs from base 1 to 819 and encodes 272 amino acids.
AUGGAGAGAAAAUUAGUUGACAAUGAGCAAGCUAUUGAUAUAUCAAAUAGCAAAUUAAUUAAGUCCAAGAAAUCCAAAAAAGAGUUACCAAGAAAUGAGGCUUUAUCUGAAGUCAGUAAGAUUCCAAAUGAGGAAAAUAUAUCUAAGAAAAAAAAGCACAAGAAAAAAGAUUCUGAAGAGUUAGCAGAAAAUGAAGAAAAGUUAUCAGCAGUAGAUGAGGAGGCUGUAUCUGAAAUUAGUAAAAUUCCAAAUGAAGAAAAUAGAUCUAAGAAAAAGAAACACAAGAAAAAACAUUCUGAAGAGUUUGCAGAAAAUGAAGACGAGUUACCAGCAGUAGAUGAGGCUUUAUCUGAAAUUAGUAAUAUUCAAAAUGAAGAAAAUAUAUCUAAGAAAAGAAAGCACAAGAAACAACAUUCUGAAGAGUUUGCAGAAAAUGAAGACGAGUUACCAGGAGUAGAUGAGGCUUUAUCUGAAGUUAGUAAUAUUCAAAAUGAAGAAAAUAGAUCUAAGAAAAAAAAGCACAAGAAAAAACAUUCUGAAGAGUUUGCAGAAAAUGAAGACGAAUUACCAGCAGAUGAGGUUUUAUCAGAAGUUAGUAAUAUUCAAAAUGAAGAAAAUAGAUCUAAGAAAAAGAAGCACAAGAAAAAACAUUCUGAAGAGUUUGCAGAAAAUGAAGACAAGUUACCAGCAAUAGAUGAGGCUUUAUCUGAAGUUAGUAAUAUUCAAAAUGAAGAAAAUAGAUCUAAGAAAAAAAAGCACAAGAAAAAACAUUCUGAAGAGUUUGCAGAAAAUGAAGACAGUGUCAAAGAGAAAACUUAA